GUGCCUCGGUUGACAGUGUCCGUACGAUGAUCAGGUUUGUAUGUGUACGUGUGCGUGUGUAGUGCAUCCGAAGGAAAACAUUACGCAGCUAGAACCCCGUUACAUCCGAAUCAUCGUAUUAUGUUGAAGAUCAUUGCACUAAAGUGGACACGUGUUGGAACGAUGGAAUUCACGUGGAUCAAUUGUUUCUCCAUCACCGUGCCCGAAUAACAGGCCUAAAGUAAAAGUGUUACAAAGAAAAUCCCAUGCCUUUCAUAGAUUAGAUUCUCAAACGUGGGUAGAAAAUGUCUUGGUUGGGAUGCCUUCCCUGGUCUCAAGGGAUCAAGAAACGGGCCUGCAGAUAUCUUUUACAACGAUAUCUCGGUCAAUUUUUGGAGGAGAAAUUGACGCUCGAUCAGCUCACUGUAGACCUUUACAAUGGUACUGGUCGUGUAACCAAUGUUAGCCUUGAUGUACAGGCACUCAAUGAAAUGGGAGAGCAGCAACAUCUCCCAUUGGAAUUUGUCGACGGUUUUAUAUCAGAAAUGUCCAUUAGUAUACCAUGGUCAGGUCUGCUCAGUGAAGCUAGUUUCGUUGAAGUAACUAGUUUAAGAUUAACAGUUCAACCGAGGCAAAGAGCAGAAAGUGGAACUUCCAUGUUCGAAUCCAUGUGGAGCUCAAUGACGUCCAGCAUGCAGCUUGCACAGGAAUGUUUACAAGAAGAUGCAAAAAAUGCUGGAAAUUCUCAACCAUUAGAAGGGGUUGAACUAUUUGCACAAACUAUAGAUUCGAUUUUAUGUAGGGUGAAAGUAAGAUUUAUAGACACUAUAAUACGUUUGGAACAUGUGCCACUGGACUCUUCGACUGGCGUCGCAAUAGAAAUGUGUAUAAAGAACCUUGAAUAUUCAGACGAAGCAGGCUUAGAUCCAAGCAGUACUUCGUUAGAUCCUAGUCAGUCAACGAAAGGAUACGUCGUGUCCGCGUUCACGACGAAACGCUUCUGUUUAGAAGGGGUAACCUUCCACACGGACGAAUUUCCUUCGCGUGCAAGAACUUUCUCUAGAAGUAUCAUAACGACGAGCAGGGGCUCUACGCCAGAUUCAAAAAAUUCGGAUGGCCAAUUUUCUUCUGCACAAAUAUCCCCGAAUCAAAACACUCAAACUCCUCCGGAGCGGAACAUUAUUAACAAUUUAAGCGAAUCGAAUCCUAUAAUGUUUGCCAAGUUGGCGGGCAGACAGGAGAUAAGAUUGAAAUUGAAGCAAGGGGAAGGUGUGUCAGGGCCAAAGGUAGAAUUAGAAGUGACACUGGGAUCGUUUACUUCGUUUUUAAGUCCGCGACAGGUGCACGUGUUGUUGGAAUUAGGGCACGGACUUGCCUCUCCCGAUUUAGAGGACGUCAGCAACGUUGCUCCGAGACACUGCGCUGAGAAACCAAUGGCUGGGAGCGAUUUUAAUCGGGUCGAACGGGAACUCAUUCAUCAAAUACAUCCGAUUCAAGGAUUACGUUCUAUGGAUCUGAGGCAUACGCAAGGAUGGUCAACGGCAUCCUUGGACGAAUCGGAUAACGAAGAUGAAUUUUUGCCAAUGCGAUUGCAGGGCUCCACGUCGAUGAGCGAUUCGGUUACGAGCAACAAUAUUAGCAUGGACGGGAGUACAUUGUCCAGUAGUAUUAGUUUAAAGAAUUCAGCAACAAAUUUACCAAAGCAACAGAAGCAUAAGCAUGGGGCGGACAAUGCUGCCUCCGUGGAAACGUCCCAUUUCCAUGUCAGGGUAUCUUCCAUAGCUGUGAUCCUGCUGCACGAAGAUAUAUUAACGACGUGCGUAGAGGGAGGCGGUCUCACGUGUUCUAGUAUACAGCAAAUGAAAACUUCGGCAGACGAAUUUUUCAACCAAUUGGGAAUGUUCGCAGCUGGUGGAUACGGAAACAAGGAUUUUGAUAAAGCGUCGAAAGUACUGUUGGAUGCUUGUCACUUGAGUCACAUCAGAUUGCUCGCUGCACCACUAGUGAUCGAGGGACGAGAAAAGAACACCGCACUGUCUUCUACAGUGUCCGGAACAUUAACUUUAGCUAGCUUAGAAGUUGUAGAAUGCUUAAUCGAUUCGAAUAAUUCUACCGAGAGUAAGCCGCCAUCAAUGGAAUUCGUGGAGCUGCUUACUUUCGCAAAAAAGAACUCGGCUAACUUUGGUUUUACCAAUAAAACGGGCUUUAAAAUGAAAUUUAAACACGUGGAGGACGUUCCGAAUUCUCGACAUGCUCAAUUAAUGAAAAGUACACAUCCGUGUACAGAAAUAGACAUUGAACUGGAACCUUGUAACAUCGAAAUCGAUAUAACAAUUGUAGAUAGAAUAUGUGCUCUGCUGAACCCGCAGCCCAUUUGCGUUUGUAAUCCCGUAUCUAAUAAUAGGAGUACUAAUCAGCAAACUCUAUUUUACCAGGCUGUGGAAAGUCCCGCUUUGUCAGAUUUCGCUGCCGUUAUAAACGUUUCCUCCUCGAAAUGUACAAUAAAAUUAAGGUUUCCAAUACCAGAUUUAAGACCUUUACACGAUAUGAAUCGGGCGCCUUGGUGGAAGAGGUCGGUGAGAACGGAUUACAUGAUCUUGAAGCUGAAGAAUGCACAAAUUCAUUCGAUCAUAAAGAAUCACCCUCACUCCGUAACGAAGCACGAGAUUCAGUUCCAACAGUUGAUGUUCUCGUACGCGGAAACGGAAACGGAUGUUCCGUUAAACAUCGGGAACAUCAGUAUCGACGAAGAAAAGAAUAAUGCUUCGUGUCAGCAAGAUAACGAGGUGUUCGGUUUGGCUAGCAUCGUCAUCACGAUUUACCCGCAACGUUUAAGCGGUCAGCUGGAAGAGAGUUCCGAAGGAGAACAAGAUUCCAGUUUCGAUGAUAGUUUGGAAAAUGCGCCUAAGCAUCAACCGUCUCCGUUCAGCUCGAAGCGUGUUAUUCACGAAUCCGAUACGCCUCAUUCUAGACCCCACACGCAAGGUGAUAAGGAAGAUCCGGAGCAAAGAGAGGGUGAGGAGCUGAUUAUACCUGGCAACCGAGAAGAGAUGCUGGAGUUCAUGGACGGAGGCAUUCGUAGUUCCAGAAUACAAUUGGAAAUGAAUUUCCCCUGCGUUUCCGUCCAGAUACCAUCGAAACAUCUAUACGAAUUGCUGUACAAUAGAUUCAAUACUGAUCUGUUUUUAUGGAAAUCGUCGGCUCCGAGGCCGAAAUACGAGACUCACAUGGAGAAUCACAUAGGUCUUGAUUUAGCAUCUACUUUGCUACAAGAAUCUGUUCAUCCUACAUUUAGCUCGUGCAAAAACAGGAUGCAGUACGAUACGGAAUCAGAUUCGGAGGAGGAGGAGGACGGUAUAUUUCGUUCCGCGGCCGACAAAAGUUAUAGGCAGCAUCAGAGCAAAAUGUCUAGGAGCGGCCAGAGCAAUCUAGCACUAAUUUUGAAUAUAGAUCAAGGUCUCCUCUGCAUGUACAGCCCCGUUCGCGAUUCGAUGCGCAACGUGAUACCCGGACAACAAGGCGAAUUGAUGAUCAGACUAGAAGACGCGACGAUAUUUUCGGUGACCGCGUAUAAUGGGAAUUCGAAUCUUGGCUACGUCUGCGCCAUGAUAAAACAACUGUCCGUGGAUCAUUACGGAUUAACGACGACUCCCUCGCAGCCACCUUCGCUGAGACCUAUCAAUAGCAGCACGCCGCGACAUUAUCAAGCGGUUAUAUAUAAAAAUGAAUCGAGCGCGGACGCAUUGGGGAUAACCAACAAUGAUAAGGACAUGUUGAUGCUUGCUAUCCGGAUACAGUCUACUCAUCAAACUCAUCGUAUCAAAACUUUCAGAGUAGCGGUGGGCAUAACGAACGCCACGUUGAGGCAUAGAAUGUGUCUCACUGGUACGUCGUGGUUCACGCAAUUGACGGAUUGUUUAGACGUGGCCGAUCACCCCGUGGCCGGAUACGCCCCGCCGGGAAUAUUAACGGAACUGCACUUGCACCUCUGGGAUUGCAUGAUCGAUUACAGGCCGGUUCAUUUGCCACUGAGAUCGGCAGUGACUCUUGGCAAUUUCAGCGUGUCCAGCAACAUCGCGGCGCAUACAAACACUUCGACUUUGCGUUUCAUAGCCGAAGACAUCGCGUUGUUCAUAUCUAACAAAUUAGGAAAGACCGUCGAUUUAAAGAAGGACUACGUAUGCGUAAUGGACGUUGGCCUGUUUGAGCUAUCGUUGAAGCUGAACGAGAAGAUGUGCGGCGGUUCGCCGCGAAUCGAUUUGCGGGCAAGCAACAACGUGUUGCACGUGAGAACUUGUUCAGACUCCGGGCGUGCACUUAUUCAGUUGUUGACCUACUUUGCGAACGACGGGGACUUGUUACCAGCCGCGGAAGUGACCGACAGUACUACCAAGGUGUCCAGUUCUGGCGACGAGGAAAGUCUCCUCGGAGACGAGUGUAUCAACACUCUGAGCAAGAGCCAAGUCGAGCGCGUGAACGAUUUGAUGAAAGAAGCAAUGGAAGAAACAGUAAAAGGACCGUCGAGUACCGACAGUAGCACGGUGGCGACCGAGAAUCAGGUAGAAGUGUUCUUCUUCCCCGACGAAUCUCAUCCUCCCUCGCAAACAGUACCUGAGAUGUAUAAAAGUCCCGAGCAAUACGCAAAUGCGGAAUGUAAUAUAGAUUCCGAGGAUCCGAACGAAGAUUUUUGUAUAUUAGGCGAAGAGGCUGGAACGGGAAUCAUGCCUAGGCACGGUGUUCCCGAAAUCCGUUGGCUGUGCCAAGAAUCCUUAAGGAUAGUAGAUAAUCACUUCGCUGUGCCGCUUGGAAAGACCGAUCAGCUCAGAGCGCCGAGGCACUUCCCGCCGCCAAUUUUGAGGUACACUCUUUGCGAGAUGACUCUGGUAUGGCACAUGUACGGAGGGAAAGACUUUGAAACUCCGCAAACAGUCAAGAAGCACGUCGUGAUCAAGGAGGACACGCUUCGUCCUAACACAGCACCUUUGGAUAAGUACGUAUCGAUUUGUGAACGAACACGAGUUAAAUGUAUUUACAGUUCUUCGCACAGAACUAGAUUACCGUGUUGCGGCGGAGUGACGUUCAACAAGUCGAGUCCGAACGAGGUGCACUUUGGUAGCGCGCCGAAUUCGCCUCUUAAAAUCUGUAAGGAAACGACCGACUGGCAAGCGAUGGGAGGACCUGGCCGUUGCCACAACGUCCUAAUGGAGCUUCAGUUGAACAAAGUGCGUUUUCAGCACGAAGUCUAUCCGGAAGAUACAACGGAAGCGGCGAGACAGAUAUUAUUGAUAGACGAGAUCGAGAUUCGAGACAGAUUGGCAUCCUCGCAUAUCAACAAGUUCUUAUACCAAUAUAGCAGCGAAGCGAGACCUAAGCAGUCCCACGCUAACAUGUUCUCGAUGAAAGCGGUCCACGUCAGACCGGACCCGAAAUUGAGUGCUCAAGAGUGCUGUUUAAAGCUCAGCCUACUACCGUUGCGAUUAAAUAUCGAUCAAGACAGUCUAUUGUUCUUGAUAGAAUUCUUUAACGAACUGGGCGGUGGUUCGAAGCAGACUCAAGAGAAUGUUAGUACGGCCAAUAACCCGCAAUCCUCCCCGGUAUCCAAACAAGGGACACCGAUCCAUCAGCCACCGGUCAUGAGUGUGAACGAUACCGUGCCUAAUGAUUCCACGCCGAUGAAUCUGUCACAAAACGACGUGAUAGACCCGAAUUUAUUGAUAAUGUUGGAAGACGAAUUAAUGAUUAAAGAGAGUAAAGUGAACGUGAAGCCGACGCAGGAAGUUCAAGAGGAUGGGCAGCCCAUCUAUUUUAGGAGUGUGAUAUUUUCGCCCGAAGUCCUUGUUAGAUUAGAUUAUCACGGAAAGCGCGUAGACCUUACUCACGGGCCGUUAGCAGGCCUUUUAAUGGGUCUGGCGCAAUUAAACUGUUCUGAAUUAAGACUGAAAAGAUUGACACAUCGGCACGGACUUUUGGGAUUCGACAAGUUAAUAACGUUUUUACUAUCCGAAUGGUUGCAAGACAUAAAGAAAAAUCAGCUUCCAAGCCUGCUCGGCGGCGUGGGUCCUAUAUACUCGUUAGUACAAUUGUUUCAGGGGAUAAGAGACUUGUUUUGGUUGCCUAUCGAACAAUACCAGAAGGAUGGUAGAAUCAUCAGAGGAUUACAGCGUGGGGCGAACAGUUUUACGACUUCCACCGCGAUGGCGGCGUUGGAAUUAACGUCGAAACUGAUAUACGCGAUACAAAGUACUGCCGAGACGGCUUACGAUAUGGUCAGCCCCGGUCCCAGCGUCAGGCAUAAGCGCAGGGGACAGAAAGGACGUCGGAAAAGAUAUAGCCAGCCGUCGGAUAUUCGGGAAGGAAUGGCCAACGCUUAUAUGCUAGUGAAGGAGGGUCUGGAGGAAACGGCGAAUCAGUUAGUUCGUGUGGCCAGCGAGGAACACGAACAAAAAGGAGUCUCUGGUGCUGUGGGAGGUGUUUUACGACAGAUACCUCCAACGGUCGUGAAGCCGAUAAUUCUGGCUACUGAAGCGACCAGCAACGUUUUAGGUGGCAUGCAGUCACAAUUAGUACCCGAUGCCAGGCGAGAGGCAGCUCAAAAAUGGCGACAAGAUUCGGACGAUGUGAACUAAUGUUUUUUAGAUGUCGUACGAGUGUAUCAUAUUAUGAACCAUGACGUGAUUAUUACGGAAGGCGGAACGUGAUCUUACUUUCGGAAUGAGAGACUUUCGUGAAAGUCAAUCGGCUCUACGAUGCGUGAAUUUUACGAGAAUUUCUUACAGUUAGACCUAAUCGCAUAAAUUCUACGGGAGAACUCGAUGCCAUCUCUAAACGAUUUAACAUAUUCGUGCAACUAACUAUAUACAUAUAUAUACGUUUCAGUUCCAUUGGUUUUGUUACAUAUUACAAAGAGAUCGAUCCAAUUUGUCAUAUUUAUAGUUUAUAAAUGAAAAAUAUAUAUAUACAUAUAUAUAUAUACUAUCGUGAACACCGUUUUCACGGCUUGUAUGUAUUUUUGUUCUAAUAAUGCGUAUGUUUUAUACCAGUAUGUAUGCGAAAACCUUUAUUAAUAAAAUUAUGACGCUUAAUUGUC
Messenger RNA from Ceratina calcarata, 7066 nucleotides. RefSeq names its product Autophagy-related 2 (gene Atg2). Gene Ontology annotation, molecular function: phosphatidylinositol-3-phosphate binding; protein-membrane adaptor activity. The transcript is spliced from 18 exons. The coding region runs from base 285 to 6605 and encodes 2106 amino acids. Gene Ontology annotation, cellular component: phagophore; phagophore assembly site. Lineage: Eukaryota; Metazoa; Arthropoda; Insecta; Hymenoptera; Apidae. Gene Ontology annotation, biological process: autophagy of peroxisome; piecemeal microautophagy of the nucleus; glycophagy. The record is from RefSeq and is a predicted model, not a curated record.